Molecule: messenger RNA, 3373 nt
Organism: Haliotis rufescens (red abalone)
Lineage: Eukaryota; Metazoa; Mollusca; Gastropoda; Lepetellida; Haliotidae
Product: crooked neck-like protein 1
Exons: 16
Coding region: 119-2185 (688 amino acids)
Biological process (GO): spliceosomal complex assembly; mRNA splicing, via spliceosome
Cellular component (GO): post-mRNA release spliceosomal complex; U2-type catalytic step 2 spliceosome; Prp19 complex
Molecular function (GO): protein binding
Source: RefSeq, a predicted model, not a curated record
AUGUACUACGCUUCCGGAAGCGUGUUUUGAAAAGGGACUUGAAUCAGACAAUUGAGAUUAACUCAUUUUGAGAGAUUUUGUUUUCUUACAUACAUUUCCAGCAGAAAAAACAACAAACAUGGAGACAACAAGCGACGGGAAGAUGAAGAUGCCUAAAGUUGCAAAGGUGAAGAACAAAAUGCCUGCUCCAGUACAGAUCACAGCAGAGCAGUUGCUGAGAGAGGCAAAGGAGAGGGAAUUGGAGCUGGUGCCGCCGCCUCCCAAACAGAAGAUAUCUGACCCUGAGGAACUUGCUGAUUAUCGAAUGAGGAAAAGAAAGGCUUCAGAGGACAACAUACGCAAGAACCGAAGUGUGAUGACCAACUGGAUUAAGUAUGCUCAGUGGGAAGAAAGCCAGAAGGAACUUCAAAGAGCAAGAUCAAUCUGGGAGAGAGCUCUGGAUGUUGACCACAGGAACAUCACAGUCUGGCUGAAGUAUGCAGAGAUGGAAAUGAGGAACCGCCAGAUUAACCAUGCCAGGAAUGUGUGGGAUCGGGCUGUCACCAUCCUGCCCCGGGCCAACCAGUUCUGGUACAAGUACACCUAUAUGGAGGAGAUGCUGGCCAACAUUGCAGGGUGUCGCCAAGUGUUCGAGAGAUGGACCGAGUGGGAGCCUGAGGAACAAGCCUGGCACUCCUACAUCAACUUUGAGCUCCGCUACAAGGAACUGGACCGAGCCAGGGCAAUAUACGAGAGAUUCGUGAUCGUCCACCCGGAGGUGAAGAACUGGAUCAAGUAUGCCAAGUUUGAGGAGAAGCACUCCUACAUCAACAGUUCCCGGAGCAUCUACGAAAGGGCCGUGGAGUUCUUUGGGGAGCAUAAUGUUGACGAGAAACUGCUCAUUGCAUUUGCCAAGUUUGAAGAAGGGCAAAAGGAGCAUGACCGAGCCCGUGUCAUCUACAAGUUUGCAUUGGACCACCUGCCGAAGGAAGCUUGUCAAGAGAUCUACAAGCAGUACACCAUGCAUGAGAAGAGGUAUGGUAGUCGGGCUGCCAUAGAGGAUGUCAUAGUCAACAAGAGGCGCUUCCAGUAUGAAGAGGAAGUGAAUGCCAAUCCCAUGAACUACGAUGCCUGGUUCGACUACCUGCGACUGUUGGAGGCUGAUGGGAAUGUAGAGCAAGUGCGGGAGACGUAUGAGCGAGCCAUUGCCAACCUCCCACCAUCAAAGGAAAAGCGUCACUGGCGGAGGUACAUCUACCUGUGGAUCAACUACGCUGUGUACGAGGAGCUCGAGACUGGGGACAUGGAGCAUGCACGCAAUGUGUACAAAGCCUGUCUAGAUGUUGUCCCUCACAAGAGCUUCACCUUCGCCAAGGUGUGGCUGCUGCUGGCACAGUUCGAGAUCCGCCAGCGGAACCUACAGGCUGCCAGGAGGGUGCUGGGAGCAGCUAUCGGCAAGUGUCCCAAGAACAAACUGUUCCGUGGCUACAUUGAGCUGGAGCUGCAGUUGAGGGAGUUCGACCGGUGCCGCAUUCUCUAUGAGAAGUUCCUGGAGUUUGGCCCUGAGAACUGCACAUCAUGGAUGAAGUACGCUGAGCUGGAGACAAUCCUGGGAGACUCGGACAGGGCUCGCUCCAUCCUUGAGCUGGCCAUCGGUCAGCCCAAACUUGACAUGCCUGAGGUGCUGUGGAAGACGUAUAUUGACUUUGAGGUGGACCAGGAAGAGUACGACAAUACACGCAUGUUGUACAGGAGACUUCUAGAGAGGACGCACCACGUCAAGGUGUGGAUUAGUUUUGCCCAGUUUGAGAAGUCUACGGGUGAGGACACAGCAUAUGACAAGGUGCGGAAGGUAUACCGCGAGGCCAACAGCACCCUCAAGUCAGCCGAGGACAAGGAGGAGAGGUUAAUGCUCCUGGAGGCGUGGCAGGAGUUUGAGCGGGAGAAUGGUGACGGUGAGACGCAGAAGGUGGUGCAGAAGCUGAUGCCACAGAAGGUGAAGAAGAGGAGGAAGAUACAGACAGAAGACGGGACGGAAGCUGGGUGGGAAGAAUACUAUGACUACAUCUUCCCCGACGAGGAGGCGGCGAAACCCAACCUGAAGCUGCUGGCGCUGGCCAAACGCUGGAAACAGGAGCAGGAUGUGGUCAAGGAGGAUGGGGAGGACGGGGAGGAGGAGGAGGAGGAGGAGGAUGCAGAGAACUGAACUCAACCAUCAGCAGGACAACUGACACCCUUACCCAUCAUACCAUUGUACAUGUUCUAACAUGGAUGUGUGUUGACUGCCUUAUUAGAAUACAUCAGACAGUAUUCCAAGUUUCUGGGCAAGGUUGACCUUGCAUGCAGUUUCUCACUGAGGAGAACCUUUAAGAUCAGUUUCAGUAUAUUGUGGUAGCUAUCCCAGUUGAUAGGUACAAGAACCAGUUCUCAGUUAUGAUGGCUAUGAGUUUGCUGAUGUGGCAUAAAGAAAUAUUUACUCGCUCACUCACUCUGAUAAGCAAGUCCGGGCAUUAUGGGGCACUGUAAUAUUUGGCCAAAGUGUAAUAAUCCACAUUUGUCUAAUCUCCUGGUAGGGACAGUCUCUAUGGUGCUGAUUGGGUGCCAAAGCACAUGCACAUGAGUGAUAAAGAACCAGGUAAUUUCCAUAUGAAUGUAUAUGUUGAAAAUGAACAUAACUACUUAAGCAGCUAUCCCUUUGCAUGUUUGAUAUUCUACCUCUCAGCCUCCCUGGAGGACUGAUUGUGAUGAGGGAUGUAGUUUCUGUUUGGACAAUACCGUCAGUGCUGAAUGUUUUCGGACUGGGGCUUUGUAGAGUAUGAGUGUAUGUAUUUGGGUUGGAAUCUGCAGUCAGUGUCAAGGCAGUGUGUAAAGAGGCAACUUUCUCAAAUGAAGAGGAUCAACUGGCGGAUCCAGAGGGGGAUACAGGGCAUGCGUCACCCAGAAGACCUGGGUUUGAUUCCCUACAUCUGUUUAGACCAUUUUUGGUUUAUCCCAGCUGUGAUCUGUCUGGAUUAGUGCUAAAAGCCAGACUCACUCAUUCACUGAUACAGUGAAACCACAUAAUUGCGGCAGUACUGUUCCUCGUUAAAUUGUGGUAUAAAUGAAUCCUAGGUACAUAGAAAUGUCACUUUUGACGUUUGUAAGUCUGGAGUGCAAGGUUUCUGCACUGAGAGGGUGAGGACUGGCAGGUGUCACUGUGUUCAUUCAUAUACUGAUGCAUCAUGAAGAUAUUCAGCAGUCAGCAGUUUACCUGCAUGGUUUCAUCUGUGCCAUCCUCUUCAGUGUAUUCACAUCAUUUUUCAUCGGACCAAAUCAUGUAAUUGUGACAGUCAAGCAUAUUUUCAAGAACAUUUUGUAAUUGUAUAUUUUGUAAAUAAACAACGGACAUUACAUC